Messenger RNA from Ceratotherium simum simum (southern white rhinoceros), 1695 nucleotides. RefSeq names its product SYS1 golgi trafficking protein (gene SYS1). Gene Ontology annotation, biological process: Golgi to plasma membrane protein transport; Golgi to endosome transport; protein localization to Golgi apparatus. The record is from RefSeq and is a predicted model, not a curated record. Gene Ontology annotation, cellular component: Golgi membrane; trans-Golgi network. NCBI's taxonomy places the organism in Eukaryota, Metazoa, Chordata, Mammalia, Perissodactyla, Rhinocerotidae.
CGCUUCCUUCCUACGCAGCCGCUGCCGUCGCUGGAGCUUUGCCUCUCUAGGCCGGGAGGGCCUGUUCUCCAUGGUUCUGUCUGUCAGCAGUAUUUCGGGGGCCAGCAGGUGAGGCUGGGCUGCGCUCGGACCCUUCGAUCCUCGAGUCCGUCACCGGUGCCGGGGCGGCACGGAGCCCAUGGCGCGGCGGCGCUGACCCAGGCCCGGUUGGCGGCCGGGCCCCGCAGGCCGGCAUGGCGGGCCAGUUCCGCAGCUACGUGUGGGACCCGUUGCUGAUCCUGUCGCAGAUCGUCCUCAUGCAGACCGUCUAUUACGGCUCACUGGGCCUGUGGCUGGCGCUGGUGGACGGGCUGGUGCGCAGUACCCCCUCCCUGGACCAGAUGUUCGAUGCCGAGAUCCUGGGCUUCUCCACCCCUCCAGGCCGGCUCUCCAUGAUGUCCUUCGUCCUCAAUGCCCUCACCUGUGCCCUGGGCCUGCUGUACUUCAUCCGGCGAGGGAAGCAGUGUCUGGAUUUCACUGUCACUGUCCAUUUCUUUCACCUCCUGGGCUGCUGGUUCUACAGCUCCCGUUUCCCCUCGGCGCUGACCUGGUGGCUGGUCCAGGCCGUGUGCAUUGCGCUCAUGGCUGUCAUCGGGGAGUACCUGUGCAUGCGGACGGAGCUCAAGGAGAUCCCCCUCAACUCAGCCCCUAAGUCCAAUGUCUAGAAUUGGGUCCUUUGGACACCCUGCUGGGCCCUUGGUCACCCCCAACACCUUGGGCUGCUCAGACCCUCCAGAUGAGGUCCAGCCCAGGUCUCAGAGGAACCCUGGAAAUGUGAAGUCUCCGUUGGUGUGGGAGAGAUAGUGAGGCCCUGUCAAGAAGGCAGGUAGCAGUCAGGGCCACAGCUGCAAGAAUGGCCUCUGUCUGCUGAAGCCUUGGUAUCAGGGAGGUCAGCAAGGGGACCUCUUUCAGGGUAAUAACAGAAUUGGAACCAUUCACUCUUGAGCCACCAUACCUGUCACCAGCCUGUUAUUUUAAAAAAGAAAAAAAUCAAGGAUAUCUGAUUGGAGCAAACCACUCUUCUAGCCAUCUGUCUUACCUCCCUGGGACAGCUGUUACCUUUGCCAUGUUGCCAAACCACAGCCAUUCAGUUUGGAGAAACGCUUGGUUUCUGGAUCCAUAGCCACAGAAAGAAACGUAGGUGCAAAAUAUUAGGCUGCUGUCAGGGAGAGAACGGCAGAUGGAGGCAUCAAGCACAAGGAAAAUGCACAACCUGUGGCCUGCUACACGCAUCUGCACGUGCACCCAUGAACCCAAGACUCACUCUUCAGUUCUCUACUGGGUCCCCACCCUGCCGCCCGCUUUCGACAAAGCAGGCUUCAGGACCCAGAGAAGAGUUUCAGCAUCGCUCCCAGUCCAACCCUCAUAAUAGAGUCACUGCCCUAGAGUCACUGCAGGUUCUCUAGGAAUGACCAGGCACCCCAGGUCCCACUGGACCUCAGUUCUUGUUUUCCUGCCUUAUUUGGAAUUCUAUAUUAGGAAGGGUAUGAUGGGUGUCCAGAGACAGGAAGCCCAGCCUUCCAGCUCAAUGCUCUGGUACUGCGGAGGGAGAUAGGAAUUUGCUGCUAAGUUUUUUCUUUGGGGUGGAGUGUCCUCUGUGAGGGGCCUGCAGCUGUCCUUCCUGUGUACAUAAAUACAGUAUUUUCCACGGUUCUG